UCCGCGUCCGAGGUCGCCGGAGCUGCCAAAGAGAAGGCGGCCCAAGCCACAAGCAAGGCCUCCGAGGGUCUCUCCAGGGUCACUAGCAGCGCAGGCAGUGCGUUACUGAAGGCUGGGACAAGUGCUGGCAAUGCGCUGGGCAAGAUUGGUGGACGGACAGGACGCGCGAUUGGCUUCGUGCAGUCAUUGAUACCUCCUACGAUAUACUACUCAAAAGUCGGCCUCGAACUCGGCAAGUUGGUCUUCGAAGCACGGAAAAUGAACCCUCCAUCCGUGGCCACUUUCCAAUCCUACUUCCAACCCGUCCUAUCCGUCGCCCGCAACCCGUCGUCCAUAUCCUCGUACACCGCCGCCCUGAACCCCUCCUCCAUCCUCAACCGCGCCCGAAACCUCAGCACCGCGCAAUACGCGUCCGCGGCCGUCGUCACAGCCGAGGCCAUCGGCUUCUUCUCCGUCGGCGAGAUGAUCGGGCGGUUCAAGGUGGUUGGAUACAGGUCAAGC
Messenger RNA from Mytilinidion resinicola, 501 nucleotides. RefSeq lists its product as uncharacterized. Gene Ontology annotation, biological process: proton motive force-driven ATP synthesis. The annotation marks the transcript as partial. The record is from RefSeq and is a predicted model, not a curated record. The transcript has 3 exons. Gene Ontology annotation, molecular function: proton transmembrane transporter activity. NCBI's taxonomy places the organism in Eukaryota, Fungi, Ascomycota, Dothideomycetes, Mytilinidiales, Mytilinidiaceae.